This is a messenger RNA of Colletotrichum spaethianum, 3141 nucleotides long. Its product is annotated as condensin complex subunit 3. The coding region runs from base 1 to 3141 and encodes 1046 amino acids. Gene Ontology annotation, biological process: mitotic chromosome condensation. The transcript is spliced from 3 exons. Lineage: Eukaryota; Fungi; Ascomycota; Sordariomycetes; Glomerellales; Glomerellaceae. Gene Ontology annotation, cellular component: condensin complex; condensed chromosome. The record is from RefSeq and is a predicted model, not a curated record.
AUGCCCGCACGAGUAUCUACCAGGUCCACGCGGACCUCGGCCGCCGUUUCGCACAAAUCCUUCGCAGCGACACUCGGCUCCCGAGCAUCAACAGCGUCCCGCUCCUCCUCGCUUGCUCUCGAUGUCCCUACCGAAAGACCCGACAGCGAACUUCGCGGUCAGGUGUGCGCCGUCUUCCGAGAUGCACAAAAAAACACAGCGUCACACCGCAAGCUUGUUGUCACCUUGCGCAAGAUCCAGGAGGCCUGCGCAUACGAGCCGACCAGCCUGAAAAAGUCAACGUCAAACGACUUUGAUGAGGAAGCCUUCAACUCUGAGUUCGUUCGGUGUGUCUUGAGAGUGAUGCCCAUCAAAAAGGCAGAGAGCGUUGGAGAGAAGACGAUCCGAUUCAUUGGCUUCUUCCUGCGACAUGCGAACGACAAAGACAACGAGAUUCUGGGGGAGAUCGACGAGGAUGCUAGUGUCAUGCCCGAGACUCCCAGCACCAGACUCACCAGCUACCUCAUGAGCACGGUUUUGCCCCUGAUGGUAGCCAAGGACAAGUUUGUGCGGUACAGAUCUACUCAAUUGAUUUCGCACAUCAUCAACUCUCUCGACGCCAUCGACGACGAUCUCUUCCAAAAACUCCGGCACGGCCUUCUCAAGCGCAUCCACGACAAGGAGGCAAUGGUCCGCGCCCAGGCAGUUCUGGGCCUGGGGCGUCUGGCUGGUAACCAAGUUGACGCUGCGAACGAGGACGAUAGCGAUGACGACGACGCCAGCGGGCUGCUUGAGAAGCUCCUAGAGGUUCUCCAAAACGAUCCCAGCGCAGAUGUGAGAAGGUCGUUACUCGUUAACCUCCCGAUUCUUCCCGCUACCCUCCCAUAUCUGUUGGAGCGCGCCAGAGAUCAAGAUGCCUUGACUCGCAGGGCAGUAUACUCGCGGCUUCUGCCAGCUCUCGGUGAUUUCCGACAUCUCUCGCUCUCAAUGAGAGAGAAGCUCCUCAGAUGGGGUCUUCGUGACAGAGACGAAAAUGUGCGCAGGCUUUUCCGCGAACGCUGGAUCGAGGACUGCGCCGGCGUUGCGCCACCCGAAGAAGGAGCUCCGCCUGCCGAACCCUCGCCUCCCAACUUCGAUGGCCUCCUUGAGCUUCUAGAACGAAUCGACGUUGUGAACUCCGGUGUUGAGAACGGUGUCGCUCUUGAGGCGAUGAAGGGUUUCUGGGAAGGGAGACCCGACUACCGGGAAGCUGUCACCUUCGACCAGCACUUCUGGGAGACGCUCUCUGCUGAGUCUGUUUUCAUGGCUCGCAGUUUCAACGACUUCUGCAGAAACGAGAGCAAUGGCAAAUUUGAGUCACUGGUUGAGGAGAAGCUGCCAGAAGUGACCACUCUCGCAUUCUACCUCGAGAGAUACAUCAGCGUCUUGAUCGAGGCCAUUAAGAGGGUUUCCGAGACAGAAGGCGAAGAGGAAGAGGAAGAAGACACGGUUGAGCAGGAGUUCAUCGUCGAGCAACUGCUUCACAUCGCCAUCACCCUUGACUACUCCGAUGAGGUCGGUCGUCGCAAGAUGUUCGCCCUCCUUCGCCAGUCGCUCUCAGUCCCCGAGCUUCCGGAUGAUGUGACGAAGCUCACCAUCAAUGUCCUUAGGGACAUCUGCGCGCCAGAUAAUGCCGGCGAGAAAGAGUUCUGCUCAGUGGUUCUCGAGGCUGUCGCUGAUGUUCAUGACACAAUCGUCGAUGACCCAGCACCGGACGACCGCACCGAGGACAGCUUCCACUCAGCGAGGUCGGAGGUCAGUGGCGACGGCACGCCCGCAAGGGGCGGAAGUCGACAAAAGAGUCCCGAGCUCAGCGAAGAAGAAGCUCGAGCAAAGGCUGUCAAGGAGAUCAUGAUCAACAUGAAGUGCUUGCAUAUUGUGCAGUGCAUGUUGUCCAACGUCGCCGGCAACCUGCAACAGAACGAUCACUUGGUUUCGAUGCUCAACAAUCUUGUGGUCCCUGCUGUCCGCAGCCACGAGGCACCGGUGCGUGAGAGAGGACUUGUAUGCCUGGGCCUCUGCUCCCUGCUGGACAGAUCUCUGGCCGAGGAGAACCUGACACUCUUCAUGCACUUCUUCACCAAGGGCCACACUGCCCUUCAGAUCACCGCCUUGCAGAUUCUUACCGACAUCCUUAAUGUCCAUGGAGCCCAAUUACUCAGCUCAACGCCGGCACUGCUAAAGAUUUAUAUUAAAGCGCUGAAAUCAGGCACAAAGUCGCCCGAGGUCCAGGCUGCUGCCACGUUGGCCGUAUCCAAGCUGCUAUUGGGACGUGUCGUGACGGACCCGGAAGCUUCGGCUGAAAUGCUCAAGACACUUGUCGUCCAAUACUUUGACCCCGUCACAGCUACCAACCAGAGCGUCAGACAGGCCCUGAACUACUUCCUACCCGUCUUCUGCUACUCGCGGGCUGAGAACCAAGACCUUAUGCGUACCGUCGCCCUGGAUGCUCUGCAUGCACUUCUGAACGUCCGUGAGAGCUUGGAGGACGACGACGCUGAUGUCGACGAAGACAUGGAGAGCUUGACGACCAUUGGUGCUUGUCUGGUGGACUGGACUGAUCCUCGCAAGUGUUUCAACCCUGCAACCGGUCUUGAUUUGGAGAAGAAGACUGUCAACGGCGACAUCCACCUGGAGUUUGCUCUGGAUAUCCUGGACCGCUUGAACAGUAACAUAAGCAAGGAGGAAAAGAAGGUCGUAGCGUCGCUACUCGGAAAGCUGUACAUCUCACCUACCAGCACAGAGGAGAAGAUCAGAGAGGUCUACGACGAGGUCACGAUCGCUGUCAACGACAGGCUAAUCUCCGACACGACUGGCCGAAACGCCCUCAACAAGGUCCAUGUCAGUUUGGGCAAGAUCGUCGCCAGCCUCGGGGAGCAGCAGGAUGGCGAGCCGCGUCGCAUGAGCCGAAGCGUGUCCGUUGCUGCUUCAGUGGCCGGGUCUGUCGCCGGAUCUGUUGCGCCGUCCGAAAAGCAAGAGACCGACAAUGAGAGGACGCUCAACUUGGAGCCCGACAUUAAAGAAGAAGAUGAAGACAGCGAUGACACUGUCAUCCAGACCACCAUCAAGGACGACGGCAACUCUCUUGUGAGCGAGCUAUUGUCAGACGAGGAGGGGGCAUAA